This is a messenger RNA of Clarias gariepinus (North African catfish), 1532 nucleotides long. RefSeq names its product telomeric repeat binding factor (NIMA-interacting) 1 (gene terf1). Gene Ontology annotation, biological process: telomere maintenance. The transcript has 10 exons. The coding region runs from base 104 to 1222 and encodes 372 amino acids. Gene Ontology annotation, cellular component: chromosome, telomeric region; nucleus. The record is from RefSeq and is a predicted model, not a curated record. Lineage: Eukaryota; Metazoa; Chordata; Actinopteri; Siluriformes; Clariidae. Gene Ontology annotation, molecular function: telomeric repeat DNA binding; protein homodimerization activity.
AGAAGAAGAACGUCUUCCUUCAUUUGAGUUUUUUUUUAUCUGUUUCACACAGAAGAAGAAGAAGAAGAAAAACUUUAAGCUUUUAAGCUACACGGCUGUCACUAUGGAUGUCAAGGCCGCACAAGAAGCCCAGGAGGUUAUAUCAAGCACAACGAGCGCCAAAGUCAACACGUGUGAAGUAGAAAGUGUUGCUCAAUCGUGGAUGAUUGACUUCUGCUUCCUGUCGCUGUGCGGGUUCUACAGAGAACAGAACGCCGAGAAGUUUAGUAAAACUUUGAAAGUGUUUGAAGCGAUGAUCGAUGACGAGGACCAGCUUCAGGACAGUCAGCAAACGAAGAGAACCAUCUGCUGCUUGCUUUCCAGAAUCAUGGAUGGCAAAAACUUGGAUGCGCAUUACGACAUGAAUAACAAAGUGACUCCACUGAUGUCGGCUCUCUCAGUUUGGGAUUGUCUAAAAGAUACCAUCAACGACUCCGCGCUACACGACAGCAUUAAGAACCUGUUAUUUAUUCAGUGUGUGGGUGUGUGUUUGGAGAACGGGAACACUCAGCUCGCAGCACACACACUGCAGUGGCUCGAGAAAGAAACAAAUUUACCCGAGAGACUGCAAAGGAAAUUAUCCAUCAUUGUGUCUAAGAAGGAUGUAUACGAUCAGCUCCUAACAAGGUUUUCCUUCGAUCAUCUCCUCAAAAACAUCAACAUGUUCUUGGACACAUUCCUUGAAAAACAUCCUUCUGACUUUUUGUUCAAGGCUGCCUCCAAAGUGGUUCAGGUUCAUCAUGAGAGACCGGAGCAGACCUCAGAGCAUGAGGUAGAACAGAACUACGAGGAACCAGAACCAGACAGUUUUAAAAAGCCAGAGACAACUACUGUUUCAGCAGCGCUUAAUCUAAAGCCCAAAAAGAAGCUUUUCUCCAACAAAACUGUUCGUCCCUGGAAACCAGAAAGCUCAAAGAAACUGCAACGUCUUCCUCACCAACCAACUAAAAUAAAAGUAUCCAGAGCAAGCUGCCAAAUGCCGCAACCAAAGCAAAACACCGUCUCCAAAUACCGAACCAAGAAGAAGUGGCUCUUCGAAGAGGACCAGCAUCUGAAGGCAGGUGUGAGGAAAUAUGGAGAGGGAAAGUGGUCUAAAAUCCUGCAGGAAUUUGAUUUCAAAGACCGGACCAGCGUGAUGCUUAAGGACAGGUGGAGGACAUUAAAGAAACAUGGGAAGGUUUAAAACUCGAAGCUCUAAUUUAUUUUUUCCGUGUAUUCCUGACACUGUUAUUAUACUGUGUAAUUAUACAAAUUAUUCAUUUUAACCUUUACCAUUAGAUUAAAUAAAACUGAAUUUCAUUUUAAGAAGGAAACAUCUUGAAUUUCUAUAAAAUGUACAUACAUAUUACUGUUUAUUAUAAGUGACUGUAAAUAUUUUAGCAAUCUAACAUUGACUUAUUUUUUUAAACCACUGUACAUACAAACAUGCACAUUUCAAUGUUGAUGCUUCUGUUGUGCCAGAAAAAUGUUACACAAAAAAAUCUCCAAAUAAA